This is a messenger RNA of Physella acuta, 2084 nucleotides long. RefSeq lists its product as uncharacterized. The record is from RefSeq and is a predicted model, not a curated record. Gene Ontology annotation, molecular function: protein binding. Lineage: Eukaryota; Metazoa; Mollusca; Gastropoda; Physidae.
GUUUCCUUCCGGCUUUACUUGGUCAAAGAUAUAACAAACACUGUACUUUUAAAGAAGCUUUUGCAGACAUCAUUUCAGCCGCAACUAAAAUGCUUGUUUCUGACAUAGUAUGUCAUGGGUAUUUCAAAUGCCUUGAUAAAUUAUGGACGAAUGAAGAAUUUUGUGACUUUACAGUUCAAAUCAAUGAUGUUUCAAUAAAAUGUCAUCGCUUCAUUCUUGGGGCGUGUUCGCCAUAUUUUCUUGGUCUGCUAAAAUCUGGAAUGAAAGAAGCCAACGAGGGACGUGUAGUUCUACACGAUAUAUCAGUCUCCACCUUUCAGUUAAUCCAGAAAACUUUGUACACCGGUGAAGACGUGUUGAGUCUUGACAACUUCAUCGAAGUCUGGCACGCUGUAGACAGGUUGCAGAUUGGAUUUCUUCUAGAGUUGUGUGAAACAUUUGCAGAUAAAAAUAUAAACUUGGAUAACUUUAAAGAAAUUGUGUCAAGCGCAAAACUUCUUAAUUCUCAAUCCGUCUUGGAGUCAGUCAAAAACUAUAUGGUAAAGAAUUUUGAGAAUGUUUUCGAAAAAAAAACUGUAUUUACAGUUAUCAUUUGAAGAUCUGUAUUCCUUACUGGACAGUCAUAAACUCAAUGUCAGCGAUGAGUACCUUGUUCUACAGGCUGUUUUAAAUUGGGUCGAAUACAAACCUGACCAACACGUUCCUGACACGUGUAACACUAUUGAAAGUCAGAAAAAGUUAAAAACCGAAAAAGUGCAUAAUACCACCACACAAGUUGUCCAGGAACAUUGUUUAGAUGACAAAUCUACAAUGGUCACUGACAAAAUUGUUUUCUCUAAAGCUAUAUCUAACUGUUUAAACAAAUCUGAUACAGAAGCAUGUCAAAAUAAAGGUAAGAAAAUAUCACAGUCUAUGAGUACCAACUCAGCUGCAGAAAAUGACAGACUAUACAGAUUCGAAGUCCUCCUGAGACGUGUAAGAACAUCCAUUAUAAGUCCAACAUUGCUGAUGAAUGUUUUACAGCAUAAUUCUAUUAAACAUAAUGAAAAAGCAAAGGAAAUAAUCGUCUCAGCUAUUUUAAACCAGACAAUAUAUUUCAAGCAUGGUCAAUGGCCAAAAACAGGUAUAUACAGGGAGUCCCAUGAGUAUGGGAACUAUGGAAUUUGCAGUUUGUAUCGUAAUGGCACCUUUGAGUCACUAAGCUAUGGCGAGACGUGGAACAAAAUGAAAUCAUGUCCAUCGUUAGCACACAACGUCCAGCUAGUAGCUUUUGAAAAUGAAAUCUACGCUGCUGGCUGUCAAUCUGCCACUCAGACUAAAAGUAAGCUAUUUGUUUACGCUAAUAAGUGGAAGGAAAUAGUCGAGCUGCCAGCCAAAGAAUUGUACCUAGCAAGUAAUGAAAAUCACAUAUACAUUACAAGCGUUACCGAAAAUGUUAUUUAUCGAUUUGAUCCAAAAUAUGCAGACGUCAAUUUGAUUAAAUUUACUGAAGUUCCAAAAGGUUCUGUUGUAACUCAUGUUAUGAGCUACCGAGGGUAUCUUCUCAUCUUCUGCACUGAAACAGUCAAUGGCGUCCAGGAAACAGCAGUCCAUAUGUUAGACCUUCCGGCCAAGAGCUGGACAAGACUGGACAACCUCAAUGGACCAGCUAAAAACAUCAUCAGUUUUCGUAACGACGACAACCACUUUGUGCUACAAACCAACGGCAACUUGUGGGCUUUAAACCAAUCUGAUGGAAUGUUCACAUUCACUCUUGUAAAGAAACUCUGGGCGCUGGACCACGUUUUAUAUGGAGCUGUGGUUUUCGGUGAAAAAUUGGUCAUUUUUUAUUACAAACCCGAUGAGACCAAAGACUCAAAGGCUUGUAAAGUGGAUAACAUGUUCAGCCAAAUAAAGUACUGGUACACAGAUGAACCUUGCUCAAGUUUUAUUCCUGCUGUACUGCCUAAAUCUUAUGCUAAAAUUUAGUUGAUAAGUAGAAACAAGCAAUUUUAAUUACCUACAGCGAAAAUAAUUAUGCGAAGUCGUUGUAAUAAAUGUGUGUUGUAACUUUUUUAUUACAUAUUUAUAUCAUUUUUAUACAA